Amoebophrya sp. A120 is the source of this 3896-nucleotide messenger RNA. The record is from the annotation of a GenBank genome assembly. NCBI's taxonomy places the organism in Eukaryota, Dinophyceae, Syndiniales, Amoebophryaceae.
GCUAAAAACAACUACCCAGCAAGAAAGCCAAAGUACAGCAAGAAAGCACUAUUCACAUUUAGGAUGUGAUUGUGAAGAUACUAGCCGGAAGCAAUCCUAUUGACAUGAACGCACCAUCCGUGCGAUUUUGAUCUAAGUACGUAUUCAAAGAGUUAGUUGUUUACCUUUUCAAAUUCAAGAUUUUCGUUUUGACAUUUUCGCCCUGUAAAUAAUCAUAUAUGCACAUCAAUCGACAGGCGGCGCAGCGUCGCACCUUCACAUUGUCUUGAUCCUUUUUCUAGUACUUUUGUGAAUUUUUUCUUUCUUGCUAUCGAGACAGAUUUCCAAAGAGAAAUUUGUUUUUCGGUGCAUCUUCAGUAGCAUCAAUGUCAUCCUCAUUGCGAACGCCGUGGUUGGGAGGACCUGGGCCUCUUCGCCUGCUGCUGUUGUGGCACGUAUUGACGUUGAGCUGCAGCACAACUCUAUUCGCAUCAGCGACGCAGUGCAGCACCGGUCUAGGGGUGCGUUUGCAUUGGCUUUCGGGUGAUUCGUGCGAGACGCAGCUUCUUGGGAAAGAGAGAAGCACAGCCUCACCACGCUCAGCAGAUGCAAGAAGAGGAGGUAAGGAAAAUUCAAGGCCGCCCACCGAUCAUGAAGUUCUGCCACGCGCACCAAUUGACGAUUUUGAACUUGACUUGCUGCUGGAUUCGGUCGAAUUUCAGAUCGGCCACUCCGAUGUCCGCCUGGUGCCGAUACUACAGCCAAACACGAGAGAACCAUUCCUCCCGUCCUGCCUUGCCGCAGGCGAAGAUAAAGUUGCAGCUAGUUCUACUUGCUCAAUUACUUCUUCGCCUGAUCAUGUUCCUUCAGCAAGAGCAGUAGAUGGCUGCGAUGAAGAUCCUUGUCAAGAACGUGGCGGAGAAAGAAGCCGAAAAAAUCCACCUAAAGGAGCAGCAUCACUGCCUGCGUUCACGGUAGUUCUGCUUGCCAACCCGGAGCUCCCGGAAGACUUUCGCAGCCUCGGUGCGUGGGCCGCGUGGAUACAACAACUCCGGAAGAAACCACUGAACCCCACGGCGCUGGACACGCUACUCGAGCUUUCCAAUCAGCAGUGCAGCAUUUGCCGGGGUAGGACGAGUUAUUUGCAGUGCGCGUGCUGCUCGUCGUGUUUUGGCACAACUCUCGUUCCGCAGCUUGAGAUUGCUAGUAGGGCAAUAGAGGAAAGCGGUGGAAAUUAUAAGCAUAGUCCCUGCUCCACCAGCAGCAUGAUAUGGCCCUGCUUGCCGUGUUUUGAUGGCAGAAAAAGGAAGUCCGUGUUAUGACUUGCUCAAACUUUACAAUUAUCUCAAGCGUUGCAAUAGAAUCUGGAAUUUGUGUUGCAUGAUGAGCAUGACAGACUCGCACAGCGUUCCACCUUUUGCAAUACAAAUUUCGCCAGAUUGUAUUGGGGUUUGGGGCCCCGGAAGGAACUUGUACUUGUCAUGCGCAAUCCUAUGAAAGUUGGCCUGAUCAUGCAGUCUUGCAUCACAGAUUUCCAUAUUCUGUUGUAACGUUUGAGAUUGUAACACCUAAGCGGGUUAUACGUGUCCAUGAGCAACCUCCCGGAAGUAUAUCACAGGAAAAAAGUGUUACAGUUACACAUUUGUUGGAAUUUCAGCAUCACAAAUUUGCUCUGCAUGGCAAAGAAAACUUGUAAUGCGCAGACUAUAAGGGAAAACAUGAGGCUGGUAAGCGUUUCCUGCAUGACAGAGCUUGUCUGUCUUGCUUGGCCUGCAACACAAUGUGUAAGUGUAAAACUUUUUUCUUGCGAUAAAGCACGACCUGAGUUUACUCCGCGAGAAGAGGAGGCGCACCAGGCAGGUUCAUCCGAGGCUACAUCCGGAGCAACACGUGAAGGCGCGGACAUCACAGCAUCAGUAGAGGCUCGGUCUUUAGAACCGCAACCUUCCAGCCAAGUAGAAGCAGAGACUGCUCCUUCUUCACAAGCCACAGCUACCAGACCACCGCGUAGUAGAAAUGCCCUCUCCGCGUUCCUGACGCCUUCCCCGAGCCGUACUCGGCGGCGUGCGAGCACAGGGGUUGCGCAUCAACAGCACCUCCAGCCUGUCGUUUUUAAAGACCUGUUUUCCACCCCGUCCGCGUCGACACUGGGGUACUUUCGAAUAGCUCCGUUCUGGACGCAGCUGGUGGACCGACUUGCAGCCGAAGUUCUACUUGGGAACAAAGAUGAAAUUCAAAUUUCGGAACUACACUCUGAAGAAGAUGCAGUUGUGAGCAGCUUUUUCUUGUCGUCAAUCACAAUCGAAGGCAGGAUCAUUUCGCCCGGUUUUUGGCGGCGAGGACCCCCUUCACGAGCUGCAAGACAUGUGGAGGGUGCAGGAGUAGAUGCAAAAAACGAUUUUCAGGGGCAUUCUCAUUCCGCAGCGAACGCAGCAGGUACUACUCCUCGUGCACGUACCUUUACCUUUAGUACCUCCGAUGGAGACGCCACAACUUCAGCUGCAAACCGUGGUUUAAAACAGCAAGAGCAACGACUCUGGUCCUCUUUCCCGAACCGACGCGACUGGGUCGCAACCCAUACACUCAGCGAGCGAGUAGAUCUUAUUGCUGAAGACGAGAGGAGAAAUAAUCCAGAUCCCCGAGCGCGAGGUGGACUACUGCAGCGUCGUGCUCUUCCAAGAAACGCCGGGAACCACGAGGGCUAUCCUCUCGGCGAGGAGCAACGAGAUGACGACCACCGAAGGACGAGAUUGAAAAACCUCGCUGCCCACAUCUCCGAAGCUGUGAACAGGCAGCACCAGAAGCACGAUCCUCGCGUCUCCAUCGACCCACGGGCUUUGUUUACCGUCCGGCGCGACAAUCAGUAUGCAUUUGGGAACUCUUUUGCCGAUCGUGAGCGGUCCGAGGGCACCUGGACAUUGCUGUUUCAACCGGAAAUCAACUUAGAACGCGAAAAUACAACGGGUCGAAGUGCUGCGCGAUCAGGUUUUGUUUGGGGGCGUUCGGGUAAUGUAAGAACAAACGAAGCAGAAGUCGAAGACGAAGUAGGAGCCCACGCAGAACCAGCACAGCAGGGACACACUAGGACCAAACACGACACGAUCACAAACGCCUCUUAUUUCGACUCCCUGUCCGAACUAGAGAUCCGGCUGACCCUCAGCAACGAGCACGAAUUUCGGGACGCGGAGCGCACAACCGUGGGAUUGACAAUUACCAAGUAUUUUCCGCCUGAGACCACAAAGGACACGGUGCACGAACAGGUGCGACAGGUUUUUCUUGUUCAUCCGACAGGGCGGAAUUCGGUUCUUGACGAGAACGUGGAGGUAAAGCAACUGCAACACCGGCCUGAAGAUGACAUUGCCGAAGAAAUCGACAUGGACGAUGAUGCAGAAAUUGGAGACCGCGAUGCCCUUAACAUCCGGAACGCUUUCCAAAACAUGCACCUGUUUUGAUCUAGACCAGGACCACUCACAGAUAUAUAAUUUCCAACGACCACCUGCUCUGGUCGUGCUGGUGUAGACGUGGAAAAAUCAUACUAGCAGUAGCAAAAAGUACCUGCGAAGUCGGUGUACCAGUACACUUUACCUUCUUUCACAUAAGUUGAAGAAAGUUUUGAACGAAGGAACUUUGAGAUGUUGAUCCUGCCUAGAAGAGGGGUGGGACUGCGCAAUAGUACAUGUCGAGCAAUACAACCAUGACUGUGUAUCCCUCUCUUUGUUAUAACGAAGAUGUAGCUCUUCAGGGUCCUCGUCUCUACCUUUCGCCUAGUGGACCAUGAACUGGAAUGUUUCUGAUAAAGCUUGUUGUGUGUAUCCAGUGAAUUUCAUAUGAAAGAUUUUAUACGGAAUGAAAGUGGAAUGGAAGAUUUCCUGUAAGAUAUUGCUGCAGGCGACAACGCAAGUGGAGUAUUGCCGUAU